Molecule: messenger RNA, 795 nt
Organism: Microstroma glucosiphilum
Lineage: Eukaryota; Fungi; Basidiomycota; Exobasidiomycetes; Microstromatales; Microstromataceae
Exons: 5
Coding region: 66-416 (116 amino acids)
Source: RefSeq, a predicted model, not a curated record
GAACAGAUUGAGCACAUUAGUUCUUUCUUUACCAUACACUUACGCAGACGCAAGAAGCAGAUAUCAUGGACACUCGCAAAUACCCAGACGACGACAAGAUCGCAACCGCUCCCAACACCGGUCCUGGGGAGUCUCAGCUGAACCCCGGUGGAGUUGCUCCUCCAACAGACAACGUGGCCAACCCUGACCCACCGAAGCAGGAGGGCUCCUCCAUCUUUCAGUCUAUUGAGAACCCUUAUGCAUUGCAAGAGGCGAUCAACAAGCUGGAGAGCUCACUGGAUGAGGUGAUCCAUUUGUUCCAGGGGGAGAGGGAGACGCUGGCUUCGGAUGGAGGGUUUGAUAAGGGAAAGGAAGGAAUCCAACUCUUCCGCGACUGGAAGGCUACAUUGGAGAAGCUGAAGAACGGCCAGAUGUAGGAAGAUUUCGAAGUCACCGCCAACUUGUAGUCGCUAUGCUUCACCGAUGUAUGGGAAUCGCAAUGAGAUACGCCGUCUUCAUCUUGGUCCCUGCUCACGAAGCCUGUGAGUACAGACGCUCAGGUAGGGCCCGUUUUGCAGGGGUCUUUGCAGGGAUGCCAGAGUGUGUAUGAGCCGCUCAGCCGGGCCUCUUACGUAAUCGCGCGAGGCCCCCGAGCAAAAGCAGUAGGCACUCAGGGCAUCCAGGUACAGGAGUAAUGCUGACAGUCUCUGAGCUCGCGAAGGAAUGGGACGUUCUGGUCACUUGUCUUGAGAUCGAGCAAGACAGUGGUGUUCGAGGGGUUGCGCCGUUUAAUACCAUGAUCUUGUCCCUUCCAGC